AUUGAUGAGUCGAAAUCAAUCGCCUAGAAGAUUUUAAAAUGUCUUAGAUAAAAGACAUUAUAGCAAAUGUUCUGAAAUCAAAAUACAUUUCUUUGUAAAGAAUCUUUACAUGGGGAAUCAAACAGAGGAUCAAUUUCUAAAUUUUGUGAAAGAUAGAGUGUAGAAGGCGGUAAGAUUAUAAUGAUAAGUAGGGCCCUUGCGAAGUGAUUUAAAUAACAGAUAAGAAUCCGAAUGAACGGACUAUUGAUAUAGCCAUAGGGAUGCGAUACGAUAAUGAUGCCAAAUUGAUAUAUAUUGGGAAGAAGCAUAUCAAUUUGGUAUCAAAAAAUUAAAGUGAAAAGAAGAUCAUUCCUUUGAUUAGCGAUAUAUUUUUGAUGAUGCUUAGGGUAUUGAAUAAACUUUAUUGGGGUGUUAGGAAAAGGGAGAAGUAGAUAAAUCAACAUUGGAAGAGAAAUUGAGAUAGUAGAGAUUCGGAGAUAAAAAGAGGGAUCGAUCAAGUAGUCAGGAAUCAUAAAAAUCAGAGAAAUCAGAGAAAUCAGAGAAAAAGAAGAAAGAAAAUGCGAUAGUCUUGAAUUUGCAAGUGAUCCCACAAUAGAAAUUAAUUGCUCCUCCUGUUGUGGAUAUCCAGCCUGUGCAAAUAACAAGUAAUGAGUUGAGUGAUGUAUUAGUUCCGAAGGAAACAAUUUAUGUCUUUGGGAUUCCAUAAGAAUUCAAUUUACAAGAGUGUUUGAUGGAUAUUAAAAAUAGAUUGAAAUUAUAGUAAUUACCAGAAGGAACAUUCAAGAGUGAAAAAUAGUAAGACCAUAUUUUCGAAUAUUUGGAAGUGCAGUUGGAAAUGUUGUAAAAGAAUGUGUAAUUAAAAAUUAAGAAUGUUCCAUGUCUAAUAUGCUAGAAGAAAAAGAAGACAGAUUCCUUUUCAGAUAUCCUCAAAUAAUAUUAAUUAUUCAUCAAAACAUAACACCCUAUCAAUACAAAUAAAUUAUUGAGCGUCUUCCAAUAAUAUGGUGAUAUCAUAGGAUUAUAUGAAUUAUUAGUUAAGUAAAUAACAUUCUCUAUUUCUAGUCAGGAGGAAUCCUCUAACUCUUAUUGUAUAGUCUACACAUCUGAUCAAUUUAUCAAGCAUUUGAAACCUCCUGGGUAAAUUGAUAUUCCUGAAGAAAAGACAGUUUGCGAAUAUAGAAUACCAGAUCAAAAUGUGGUCUCAUUUCAAAGAAUCCCGUAUAAAAGCACUUUAUAUGGACAAAUAACAAGAGAAUCUAGUAGCUCUAGUAGUAGCAGCUCAUCAUCAUCAGUAAUCAGUUUAUUAUGAUUAAUAGUCAUCACGGAGCAGGAGCAAUAGUAACCCUAGAAAAAAAAAAUAAUACAGUAUUUAUCUAUUAUUAUACAUAACAUUUAGAUAAAAAUAAUUAUAACAAUCGGAAAAGAUAAAACUUUAGGAGAAACAAUAAUUAUCAUGACAAUUGAGAUUAG
Paramecium octaurelia is the source of this 1470-nucleotide messenger RNA. The record is from the annotation of a GenBank genome assembly. Lineage: Eukaryota; Ciliophora; Oligohymenophorea; Peniculida; Parameciidae.